AUGAACGGAGUCGAAAGGGUGGGAAGUGAGUUCUAUGGGAAUGAUUAUCUACCAGCUAAGCCUUUCACAUCCCUAGAAACCCUAAGAUUUGAAGAUUUGCCUGAGUGGAAAGAAUGGUUAUCUUUUAGAGGUGAAGGUGGAGAGUUCCCUCGUCUCCAGGAGUUCUACAUAAAGAACUGUCCCAAGCUUACAGGGGACUUGCCAAUCCAGCUCCCUUCCUUGAUAAAACUUGAGAUUGAAGGAUGUAAUCAGCUUCUGGUUUCACUUCCAAGGUUUCCAGCAAUACGCAAAUUGAAGAUGCUCAAAUGUGGCAAAGUGCUGUGCCAGAUCCAAUAUUCUGGCUUCACUUCUCUUGAGAGUUUGGUAGUUUCAGACAUCUCACAGUUGAAAGAAUUGCCCCCAGGACUGCGCUGGCUCUCCAUUAAUAAUUGUGAGUCUGUGGAGUCUCCACUCGAGAGAAUGCUGCAAAGCAACACUCAUCUUCAAUAUUUGGAAAUAAAGCAUUGCUCUUUUUCUAGAUUCUUGCAGAGAGGUGGAUUACCCACUACAUUGAAAUCCCUAAGUAUCUAUAACUCUAAGAAACUAGAGUUUCUACUACAGGAGUUUCUGAAAUGCCACCACCCAUUCCUUGAACGGCUGAGCAUCCAUGGUACUUGUAAUUCUCUUUCGUCCUUCUCAUUCGGCUUUUUCCCAAGGUUGACUCAUCUUGAAAUCAGUGAUCUUGAGCGGCUUGAAUCUCUUUCAAUUACAAUUCCAGAAGCGGGUCUCACGUCUCUUCAGUGGAUGUUCAUCCAAGGCUGUACUAAUCUUGUGUCUAUUGGAUUGCCAACUCUUGACUCGUCAUGCCCUCUACUUGCCAGCUCUCAACAGUCGGUAGGGCACGCUCUCUCAUCUUUGCAGACGUUGACUCUUCAUGAUUGUCCUGAAUUGUUGUUCCCUAGAGAGGGUUUUCCCUCGAAACUACGUUCUCUUGAAAUUCACAACUGCAACAAACUGAGUCCCCAGGAGGAUUGGGGUUUGCAAAGAUUCUCCUCUCUUACUCAUUUCAGAAUCAGUGGUGGAUGUGAAGGCUUGGAGACAUUUCCAAAGGAUUGCCUGCUGCCCUCCAAUCUUACCUCUCUCCAAAUCUCGCGUCUUCCAGAUCUCAAGUCUCUUGACAACAAUGGGCUUAAGCACCUUGCUCUUCUUGAAAAUUUAUGGGUAGACUGGUGCCCCAAGCUUCAAUUCUUGGCAGAACAGGGGUUUGAACAUCUUACUUCUCUUAAAGAAUUAAGGAUCAGCGAUUGUGCUAGUCUCCAGUCCUUAACACAAGUAGGUCUUCAGCACCUUAACUGUCUUAGAAGAUUGUGCAUCAGUGGCUGCCAUAAGCUCCAAUGCUUGACAGAAGAGAGGCUUCCUGCAUCCCUCUCUUUUCUAGAAAUAAGAUACUGCCCCUUGCUGAAACGUAGGUGCAAAUUUAGGGAAGGGCAAGAUUGGCACUAUAUAAGCCACAUUCCAUGCAUAGUGAUUGAUGACCAAGCUUUCUAA
Messenger RNA from Vitis riparia (riverbank grape), 1527 nucleotides. RefSeq names its product disease resistance protein RGA2-like. NCBI's taxonomy places the organism in Eukaryota, Viridiplantae, Streptophyta, Magnoliopsida, Vitales, Vitaceae. Bases 1 to 1527 code for a protein of 508 amino acids. The record is from RefSeq and is a predicted model, not a curated record. The transcript has a single exon.